AUGGUACCUGAUACGGGAAGAGACCCUUUUCCACCUCAGAGAGGCCAAAAGCGAACACGAAGCCGCCAGGGCACAGCUGAGCCAGGGAGGUCGCGCUCGAAUACCGCAGCGUCGAAAUUUAGUCGGCCACCCAGGUCGCGUGGAUCGACUGCAAGCAUUCAGUCGUGUAGCACACAAUAUAUGCCUGAGCAACAAGUACCUGAGGGAUAUGAACCUUAUAUGCGUUCCCAGUUUGGAUCAUCUCAGCCAGUCUACCAUGGAAACCCAGAGGAGAUGAUAAUGCGAUUUGGCGACCAACUUGCUAAUUCUGAUGCUGGCACUCUGCUUGACCCCGCUCUGCAAGAAAACCAUAACUCGGCUAAACCCCGUAUGGAUGUUCAUUAUCAAAACCCAGAUAUGAGCGUGCACAAUCCCACAGCGCACGGGCUACCUGCGGAUCUAUCGCACCAUGGCAUGACGGGGGAAAUGCAUCCAGUUCAUUAUCCAAAUUUGUUCGACGGGGUAGAGAAUCAAAUCCCCGAUCAUCUCCUAGAAGAGCACGAAGGCUCUGAACAAGGGCCUCGUAAGAAGAGGGGCACAAGUUCGUCAAUUGCGAACGACAAUGAGCUGAGAAGGCUACUGCGGCAGUACGAUGGAUACACUUUGCAUCAAAUGGCCAUGGAAGUCCAGAAGCAUGAAGGGGCUGGUGGUAAGUCGGAAAAGGUUAAGCAAGUAUUUGCCAUGAUUUGGUUGCGGGAGAAUUGCCGCAAAAGUACAGGGUCAGUCCGCAGAGAUCGGGUAUAUUGCUGUUAUGCCGAAAAAUGUGGAACUGAGCGUGUCUCAGUACUGAAUCCGGCAUCAUUUGGCAAGCUGGUCCGGAUCAUAUUUCCUAACGUACAAACUCGACGACUUGGCGUUCGGGGGGAGUCAAAAUACCAUUAUGUGGAUUUAUCAAUUAUCAUAUCAGAGCCAAAACCAGAUGUGAAUUCCACCGAAUCUGGGGACAAAGCGACGGAAACUACCGGCGAAGAUAGCCAGGAGGGCUACACGAAAGAAAAAAGUGUGAACCCUACCCACAGUCCCCUGGAGACAACAUCACGGCUUUUGAAUGAUACUCGUUCAUCACACGCUCCAAGCGGUUCCCUCUCCCAUCAUCACUGUGGAUGCCAUUCGCCUUACACUCCUCAGCCUGGUUCCAUCUCAGACGUUGACUUUUCGGCUAUGACAGCUCAGGAAAAGCUUCAUCUCCUUCUUCAUUUUGGAAUAGAUGAAUCUCCUGCUGUUGAUAAUGAGACCUUGCGCCUCCCAAGCAUUCAUGGCUACUUGCCUCCAGGUUCUGAUUCUGAUGUUGCUGACGCUCUCAUGGCUCUCUACCGAUCUCAUUCCAUAUCGGUGAUUGAUAGUUUCAGAUUCUGCAAAGAGAAGAAUUUCUUCCGCCACAUCUCUGCGUUUCAAGGAACUCUCACUGUUCCUGUCCACAAACUACUAGUUCAUCCCGCCAUUGUGCCGUGGAUAGAAGAGUGCGAUUGGUUGAUGUACCAGAAAAUGGUGGCCUUUAUUGCCCCUUUGACGACCCAAGUCAUACCAGAGCCUGUUGUGAAAGCGUUUACCUCUAUCUCUCGACGCCUUGUUCCACAUAUUGAGGAUACAUUCAAAUCGCAACCCGAACAUGUAUCAUCCGCGCGAAUUGUUCCGGCUCGUCUAUUUUGUCACCUUCUUAGGAGGAUGUUGGAUGUUAACCAGUGUGCAAAUUCUGCUGCUGCCUGGCUCUGCCACAUUGAAAAUCGAACAAAAAUGUGGGAAGAGUUCCAAUCUUUCCUUGAUAUAACGGACAUGGUCUGCAAAGCGAGGAUUCCUCGAUGCUCUCUGAAAGGGGUUGUCGAUAUCUUCAAGGAGCAUGUGAAAUCCUUAUUAGGGCCCCUCGACCAAUCUGGUGCUGAAGUUGAGCUCUACGAUCACGAUUUAGGAUUCCGAAAAUUUACCUACUCAACAACCGAGGGCCGCGAGUAUACAAGCUUUCCGGAUCGCUGGAUUUCAUUCAUUCUACGGCUCCCGGAACUGUUUCCUGGACAUGCUCCCCAAUGCAUCAUUGACAAGGCAGACGCCAUGUGGACAUCUAUUCUUCAUCGAUUCACGCUUGAAGGGGCUGAAAGCUUUAGUGCUUGGUGGAUGACAAAAGUUUUCUUUAUGGAAAUGAUACAAUGGCAAGCCGAAAAAGGGGGGUUUAUGCAUUAUAGUCCCAAAACAUUACAUCAGUUUCUGGCAACCGCAGAAACCGACGCAGAAUCGGCAACACAAUCCUCAACUCUAGCUCCUGAACAGUCAAAUGAAGCAAGCUCUUCGGCUGCUACGAACAAAAAUGAGAGUACCACUACUACCGCAGAUGACUCGACGCUCAUGGCAGGGAGAGCUAGUUUGAAUAACGAUGAUAGCGCUAUCGCGUUGGAUGAAGACUCCCUGCUUCUUUCUGGAAGCAAGUACGCUGAAAUAACCGUUUCAGAUCCAGCGGAUGCUGAAGGAGAGGUCGUCGUUGUCUAG
Uncinocarpus reesii 1704 is the source of this 2517-nucleotide messenger RNA. RefSeq lists its product as uncharacterized. Gene Ontology annotation, biological process: regulation of transcription by RNA polymerase II. The transcript is spliced from 4 exons. Bases 1 to 2517 code for a protein of 838 amino acids. The record is from RefSeq and is a predicted model, not a curated record. NCBI's taxonomy places the organism in Eukaryota, Fungi, Ascomycota, Eurotiomycetes, Onygenales, Onygenaceae. Gene Ontology annotation, molecular function: RNA polymerase II cis-regulatory region sequence-specific DNA binding; DNA-binding transcription factor activity, RNA polymerase II-specific.